Messenger RNA from Talaromyces stipitatus ATCC 10500, 1274 nucleotides. RefSeq lists its product as uncharacterized. The transcript is spliced from 2 exons. NCBI's taxonomy places the organism in Eukaryota, Fungi, Ascomycota, Eurotiomycetes, Eurotiales, Trichocomaceae. The record is from RefSeq and is a predicted model, not a curated record. Bases 27 to 1274 code for a protein of 415 amino acids.
ACGUUCAUUUGCGAAAUAACUCAAGGAUGCUUAGUUCUAAUGGAACCAUGGGCCGAAUUCCCUGUUAUCUCCCUGAUAUCCUCGGCGUGCAGCCUAAUGUCAACACCAAAUGUGUCGGUUUUGCUGUGACAAAAGCCGAUCAUCUGUGCGGGCAACAAGCCAGUGACCUUUCUGGACGGGCUCAAGCUAGUAGACUCCUGAACGAAGGCACACAUUUGUUGCAAGCUGGAGAGGAGAACAUUGAUGAUCUGUUGAGAAAAUUGGCUCCUUUGCUUUUGUGCAAUCGCCACCAUCAGAAAGACGCACCGCGAUUGGUAGGAGAGUGGUCUGUCAAGGUUGCGCAAUUCAAUCGAAGGAGAUUUGCACUUCUUCGGCCUUCUCCUUCUCCUAACGAAACUGAGGAUACUCAAGAUUAUCGUGAUUUGCGACUGGUUCACACCCCCAACCGAGCGUCUCACUCGGAAGAAGCUCCACAAACACCAGUGGAAGAGACGGAUGAUAUUGAAUGGUCUGAUAGAAUAAGAUCAACAAGAGGCACAUCAGCGCCUCCACGAUUUGCCCCCCCUGAACAGCUUUCUACAUCAACAGAUACCAUCGCUACGACUGCACCAGCAAUGGGUCAACGAGGAAGUCACACACCGUUGGUUGUCUCGGUUUCUGUCGGGUCACCAACUUCCACCGGUCACGCAAUAGAAAAUAUUUCUGCUCUAUCAUCGGCACUGACAGGAAGUCUAGACGACAACCACUACGUAAGGGCAAGAGUUGACAUAUAUCCACAAAUAGCUUCAGAAGGGCGCUCAAGAAUGCGUCAAAGCCAUUAUGUUACUGUUGGCUUUCCAAGUCAAGUCCAGAAUACUGAGUCAACAACAUUGACAUAUCAAUCUCGUACCCAAUCGUUUUCAUGGGAAGGCACAGAGUCACAACCGUUGAACAAUAGAGCUUCUAGGAAUACAACUGCUGAAUCUACUCAUCAGCAUAGAUCCAGAGGGGCGACCAGUGCUUCGACAUCACAAGAGCUAGCCAGACGACCAACUUCAUCUAGAAGCGAGGUUACUCGGAAGCGUGUUGAAGGAGAUUGUCAUAUUUGCUUCUUGCCAUUACAGGAUGAAGGCUCCGACGACGAAGACGAAGAAGCUAAAUUAGAAAGACAACAAUCAGAGAAAGAUGAUGAGUAUGAUUCGGAACAUGACGGUGAAUCCUCUGAAGAAGAUGAAGAAUUGGCCUAUUAUGAUGAAUACGUUACGAAGCUACACAUGUUCAAAUGUAAGAAAUAA